GCACGGCGCCGCAAAGCCUGCCGGGAUCCCGGCGCGCAAUGGCUACUCCCAGCCUGCGGGGUCGACUAGCACGGCUUGGAAACCCGCGGAAACCUAUAUUGAAACCCAACAAGCCGCUCAUCCUAGCUAACCGUGUUGGAGAAAGGCGCCGGGAGAGGGGUGAGGCGACCUGUAUUACGGAGAUGUCGGUGAUGAUGGCUUGUUGGAAGCAGAAUGAAUUCCGCGACGAAACGUGCAGAAAAGAAAUCCAGGACUUCUUCGAUUGUGCCUCGAAGGCUGAGGCAGCCCGAAAGAUGAGAUCAAUCCAGGGAGAGUCUGGGAAUUUACCCCCCAAGAAAUUGAAUAUGUUGUUACAGAGGUUUCCUAACAAACCUCACGUCAGCUGAAAAUGGAGAAACAUUUUCAGUGAUUUUCAGUGACUGUAGCUUCUGAGAACUAUGCAGAAGUGUUUUAGAGAAGUUUGCACUGCUGUGCUCUAUUUGAAGGGUAAAAGGCAAAACACUUUUUUCAUUCUUUGGCGUUAUUGUCUGGGUGGCAGUAAUGCUUUAUCUUGAAAUAAAAUCCUCUGAAGAGAA
Pteropus alecto (black flying fox) is the source of this 575-nucleotide messenger RNA. It is a transcript of the gene CHCHD1, whose product is annotated as coiled-coil-helix-coiled-coil-helix domain containing 1. The record is from RefSeq and is a predicted model, not a curated record. The coding region runs from base 39 to 386 and encodes 115 amino acids. The transcript is spliced from 3 exons. Gene Ontology annotation, cellular component: nucleoplasm; mitochondrial ribosome; mitochondrion. Gene Ontology annotation, molecular function: RNA binding. Lineage: Eukaryota; Metazoa; Chordata; Mammalia; Chiroptera; Pteropodidae. Gene Ontology annotation, biological process: mitochondrial translation.